Messenger RNA from Synchytrium microbalum, 3444 nucleotides. RefSeq lists its product as uncharacterized. Lineage: Eukaryota; Fungi; Chytridiomycota; Chytridiomycetes; Synchytriales; Synchytriaceae. The record is from RefSeq and is a predicted model, not a curated record. The transcript has 7 exons. Bases 1 to 3444 code for a protein of 1147 amino acids.
AUGCCACGAGGAGACCCAAUAUACGAACGGUCAGAAUCCCGUGAAUAUCGAGAAACUGCACGCUCAACAGCCAUGGCAUCCAAUAAUGAACGAUCCAACAAAUACGACGACUAUGACCGUGACGAUGUGGUUCUACCAUCUAGCAAACACGGCUCCUACAAUGAUUCACCACUCCGUUCACCGGCAACCGGUGUCGCUUCAUCGAUCAAGACAUCAAUGAAAUCUGAACGCACGACGCCUGUAUCGUCACCUCGGGACGCACCAUUGAACGUUUUGGCUGGAUUUGAUAAGGGACGAAGAGGAUCCCGUGAAGAGCUAGUUCAUCAUUCACCAACACUUGGUUUGGAGAGACUUGGAAGGAAGAGUAGGGAGGACUUGAGUGGUGACAUUGCUGACUUUAAGAAAUCUAGUGCUGCUGGUAGUGCUGCAGGACGCCCACGUAGUCGUGGUGAUGAUAUACCAGCUCCCCUACCAACAAUGAGUAGUCUGCGACGCACGUCUAACGGUAUCAAGGAGGAAUCGCCAGUGGAGUCUCGUCAUGCUGCUCCCUCUAGGAGACAUAUAUCUGAAGAUGAUUUACAUUCUCCUGGUACUCGUGGACUUGAAGUUGAUACACGUAACGCACGACCUAUCUUGACUCCUAAAUCAGCUGCUACGAAUAAGGUGCACCCUGUUACUGCACGUGAUGAUUCUCGUGGAGAUAUUGUUAAAGACGACCGUGAUGAACGUCGAGAGAGAGAUGAGAGACGAGAGAGGGAUGAGAAACGUGAUAGAGACGAGCGACGUGAACGUGAUGUGGAUACUAAGCAUCAUGAUAAACAUCAUGAAAAACAUGAUGACCGUGACCAUGGAGUAACCUCUCCUUCUUCCUCCUCUUCUCACCGUGAACGUGACCACGACCGUGUUUCUGAUGACCGUUCCCACCACCGUGUUGUUGAAAAGGAGGACCACCGUGAAAAGGAUGUCCACCGUGAACACCAUACCGAACCAAGUCGACGCUCCCGUGACGAUUUACGAGCAACUAGUGCUAGUAAACCAUCAUCACCAACCAAAUCACGUAUCUCUGAAGAAGAAUACGAAGUCAAGAAACCAGCUUCGCCUACACGUCAUGCUGCUGAGGGGACUCGGGAUUUGAAUGGAGAGUCUUAUGGAUGGCUAGUUAGUAAAGAGAAUACUAGUAAAGCAUCGCAACGAGAUACCCACCAUUCUUCGUCAAAUGCAAGGAGACCGGCUAAAGAUGAAGACGCAAUUGAAGAGUCUGAGCCUGAGACUCGGCGACCUCCUCUAUCGCCAUCCAAGAAAGCACCUGCUAAGAGGAUGGAAAGUGUUGAAGAUCUGGAAAGUGAAAGACCACAUUCAUCGUCAAAGAAGGCAGUUUCGCCAGUUAAAUCCAAGGCUCAAGAUCUGAGUGAAGACGAGUACUCGGAACCCAAGAAAUUGGCUAAGAAGAAGCCAUCGCCAUUAUCUGAUAUUAGUACCGCUAGCAAGAGCGUUGAUCCUCGAUCUCCUUCCUCUGCACGAACACCAAAACCUGUUGGUACCAAGCAUCGUUCAUUGAAUGAUGACGACGAGGACGAAGAGGACGAUGAAGAAAUCGAGACUCCUAAACAAAAGUCAAGCAAGAAAUCACCUUCACGACGUACCAACGACGAUGACGAAGACGAUGACAAACCACAACCAAAACGAGCAUCAGUCGCCGCACGAGCGUCCACAUCCGUGAAAUCAGCAAACAAGAAUAGUAAUGCGCGUGAAGGUCGGCGUGCUAAGAAGGAAGUUGUCAACACUACACCACAAGAGGAUGCAUUAAAUCAAAUUAUUGCUCUUGCUGCUAAAAUAUUCGAUGUGCCUGCUGCCGCUAUUGGUACGCUUGGUGACGAUGGCCGUGUACGAUGGACUUAUAGUAUGGGAUUAGAUGCCUUCCUUGGUGAUGCAAAGAAUGGUGUGUAUGAGGAGAAACAGGAGACGUCAGUAUUAGGCUGGGUACUUGAAGAUGAGGAACAGGAAGGGUGCGUUUCAGAAGUUGAUGCUACUAGUCAGCCAAGCUUCAAGUCGUAUCGCGUUGUUAAGAAGGGUGGUGCUGGGUUUAUUGCUGGGGGUGUUAUUAAACCUGGCUCAUCAGCACUCGUAGUAUUCGGAGAAUCUCGUGAUGCAUUCGUUGAUGAAGAAAAGGGACUUUUGCUCAAUCUCGCUCAAGCUGCUUCAUACCAUGUUGAUUCCAUGUCUGGAACCAGUGGCAAAGGCUCGAAAUCAAAUAAAGUGGAUACUUUGAUCAAGAUUUUGAUGGCUGAUCAAGGGAAGGUGCUUAAUGAGGAGAACACGAGUGCUGUACUUGCUGAUGUUGUCAAGUAUGCUCGUGAAGGAAUGAAUUGCAGUGCUGCUGUCUUGUUGAAGGUCGAAGCUGAUGCUGAUGGAUCCAGAACAACAGUAUUCGCAUCAUCAGGCCGCACAGCACUCCAAAUCGGCGACGAGAAAUUCAGCGACCUGUCAACCAAAGUCAUUACUGCCUUCGCAGAUGGUCCAUUGACAAUGAACCCACACGACAAGAAGACUCAAAACCAAGUCGACAAGUUCAUUGGAAAGGGAAACAGCAUGUCUAUUUCUGGUCUUGUUAUUGGAGAUGGCAAGCCGUUAGCUGUUUUGACAUGCUUCUUCACCGGCCGUGCUGAUGAUGAUGCUACCAAAGAGGAACUAAGCCUCAUGAAAAACAUAACAAAUGUCCUAUCCCCCCUCCUGAUCCGUGUGGAAGCCGCCGAAGCACUCGAAACAACAUACAAGGAAACCGAGUACAUCAAACUAGCCAUACACAAACAUGGUGAAUUAUUUUCACACCAUUUAACUCCAACUGUCCUCGUCGUGUAUCCUACCCUACCUGCUAUCGGUGGUGAUGGACAAGACUGUGGUGACGGUGAAGGACCAAGUGCUACUGAAUCUGUGCAAGUCUUGGGUGAUUUCUGGGCCGCUUGUGACGCGCUUGCCAAGAAGCACAAUUUGAAAAAGACGCUGAGGAGUGGGAAUACUUUUGUUGCCAUUGCAAAUGUACACGGAUCUGGUACUGGUCACGAUGUAGCUGGUUUCGCGAUGGAACUUGUUUCAACGGUUGAAAAGAGCGAUAGUGAUGUGCGCGUUCACAUUGGUGUUCACACCGAGUCCCUUCCAAAGGAUAAUUUUGAUAGUAAUUGGGCUUCAGUUGUCUCAAUAGCCUUCCAACUCGCCAACUCUGUUGAGAACGGUCUCCUAGCUUCUGAUUCAUUCUACCACUCCAACAAACAUCACGUACAAUUCAAGCAAGGAGCUACGAUUUUCACGAGGGCUCAUGGUGUGCUUAUGACGCAUUCCGUCGCUGGAAGAUCUAAGGUUGCUGCACCGCAACCUGAGGUUGCUGGUGGGCCUUCGGUUAAGAAGAUUGAGGUCAAGAAUGCGAAAGGUGGAUGUGUUGUGAUGUAA